AUGCUCACUGGUAAAGAUUUGGAUGAUGUAGACGUUAAAAUAGUCAAAUAUUUAGUUAGAGAUCCAACACUUUCUACCGAAAUACAGAAAUACAAAGUGGGGGAGCUGAAACAAGGUAAUGAAUCGCAUGCUUUGGAAGAACAUGAAGCCAGAUUCACGAACCUAGAACAGAAAGAUAAAGAAAAGACCACCCUUAUUGCUAAAUUAGAUGAUGAUAUCAGGGAAAUCAAACAGGAACAAAAUGCUAAAUUUUCGAUUGUUACGGAAGCUGAGAAGAAAAAAUGGGACCGUGAACAGUUCCUAACUGCCUUGGAAAAUGAUAAGAAAUUAUAUCGUAAAGUAAUAGAGAGAAAGAGAGAUGAUCCCCUUAUGAUCGAUCCUAGAAAAUAUUAUCCAUUUCUAACAGAUCGCGAUAGAUUGAUUGGUGAAGAGCUGAUGCGACGUAGUAUGAUAGAGCGCCGUUUUAAAACUGGAUGGUUAGAUGAUAAUAUAAAAAAAUGGGAAGAUACUCAUACCCAGUUUAUAGAAAUCUUUGCCUUAACCUAG
Funneliformis geosporum is the source of this 546-nucleotide messenger RNA. Lineage: Eukaryota; Fungi; Glomeromycota; Glomeromycetes; Glomerales; Glomeraceae. The record is from the annotation of a GenBank genome assembly.